This is a messenger RNA of Argentina anserina (silverweed cinquefoil), 1689 nucleotides long. RefSeq lists its product as uncharacterized. The transcript has 6 exons. Lineage: Eukaryota; Viridiplantae; Streptophyta; Magnoliopsida; Rosales; Rosaceae. The record is from RefSeq and is a predicted model, not a curated record. The annotation marks the transcript as partial.
CCCCCACCUUUCCCACCUCCUUGUCCACCACUACCGCUUUGAUAUCCACCACCCCCACCACCUCCGUGUCCUCCACCCUGUCCGCCGCCGCCUCCGUGUCCUCCACCACCACCUUUACCACCACCUUGUCCCCCGCUACCCCCUUCAUAUCCACCACCUUUACCACCACCUUGUCCCCCGCUACCCCCUUCAUAUCCACCACCCUUACCACCUUGUCCACUGCCUCCUUUUCCUCCACCACCUCCAUAUCCGCCGCCACCACCUUUACCACCUCCCUUUCCUCCACCACCUUGUCCACUGCCUCCUUUUCCUCCCCCACCACCUUGUCCACCGCUACCACCUCCAUAUCCACCACCACCACCUCCUUGUCCUCCACCACCUUGACCGCCGCCUUGUCCACCGCCUCCUUGUUCUCCACCACCACCUUGUCCGCCGCCACCUUGUCCUCCACCACCUUGUCCGCCACCUUGUCCACCACCACCUUGUCCACCACCACCUUGUCCGCCGCCACCUUGUCCUCCACCACCUUGUCCGCCGCCUUGUCCUCCGCCACCUUGUCCACCACCUUGUCCACCGCCUCCUUGUCCUCCACCACCUUGUCCGCCGCCUCCUUGUCCUCCACUACCUCCGUAUCCACCACCACCGCCUCCUUGUCCGCCACUACCACCUCCAUAUCCACCACCGCCACCACCUUGUCCGCUGCUACCACCUCCAUAUCCACCACCACCUUGUCCGCCACCUCCUUGUCCGCCACCACCUUCUUGACCACCACUUCCUCCUCCGUAUCCACCCCCACCGCUUCCUUUACUACCACCUUUUCCUCCACCUCCGCCUCCAUGUCCUCCACCUUGUCCACCACCGCCCCCAUGACCACCACCGUGUCCACCACCUCCUCCAUGACCUCCACCUUGUCCACCGCCUCCUCCAUGUCCACCACCUUGUCCACCGCCGCCUCCAUGUCCUCCACCUUGUCCACCUCCACCUCCAUGGCCGCCACCUUGUCCACCACCCCCUCCAUGUCCGCCACCUCGUCCUCCACCACUACCGCCACCUCCAUAUCCACCUCCACUGCCACCACUACCACCACCCCCACCCCCUCCUCUACCGCCCCCACCUCCUCUUCCGCUCCCGCCUCCACCCCCACCUCCUCUUUCACCACCGCCGCCUCCUCUCCCGCCUCCUCCUCUCCCACUUCCUUGUCCACCUCCUCUACCGCCGCCUUCACCGCUGCCACCUCUUCUUCCACCACCUCCACCUCCUCUACCGCCACCUUGUCUGCCGCCCCCACCGCCGCCACCUCUUCCACCUCCUCUACCUCCACCUUGUUCGCCGCCCCCACCUCCUCUACCACCGCCACCACCACCGCCCCCUCCUCUUCCACCUCCACCACCUCCUCUAUUGUCGCCUUGUCCACCUCCUCUACCACCGCCUUGUUCUUGUUUAGAGUCUUCUAUUUCAUCUUCAGCACCACCCCCACCUUCUCUACCACUGCCGCCUCCUUGUUUAGACUCUUCGAUUUCAUCUUCAGCACCGCCCCCACCUCCUCAUCCACCUCCUCUUCCGCCUCAUCCAUCUCUACCGCCGCGUUGUCUACCGCCCCCACCUCUACCGCCACGACCACCUUGUUUUGAGUCUUCUAUCUCGUCUUCUGCACCGCCCUCUGCACAAAAUGAGCUUUGUUCAAUAUGA